GCAGAGUUAUCUUUGGAAACUUCCGGUUCGUUCUUCUCGCCAUUUUGUUGAACGUCCAUUGAAGGUUAAUGUCUAACGCCAUCAUGUCGGAUGACAAGUAUGUUCUGUGGACUGCUCCAUUUGAUGCCAGGUUCCCCAACCAGAACCAGACCAGGAAUUGCUGGCAGAACUAUGUAGAUUUCCACCGAUGCCACAAGAUUAAGGGUGAGGACUAUGCACCAUGUGACUACUUCAAGAGGGUCUACCAAACGAUGUGCCCUUCUAGAUGGACUGACAAGUGGGACGACCAGAGAGCUAAUGGUUCCUUCGCAGGCAAGAUUUAACCCAGGGACCGUGUAGGUCAUUGCCCCAUCAUUGUGUGUGUAUAUAUAUAUAUAUAUAUACACAGGCGUUUCCAGCUGUUGCAGAAGCUAAUGUUGUUCAGGAUAUGUGGAUAUGAAUGUCAUAGUGUGUUGAGAGAUAUUUAAAUCACAAAAUAUUUUAGUUCUUAUCUGGCCGCUGGAGUUGUUGAUAUCUACAUACCAUCACAUGACAUCAGUGGUGUAAAUGAAUGGUGUUAAUAAAAAAAAUCCAGUGUA
This is a messenger RNA of Haliotis rubra (blacklip abalone), 578 nucleotides long. Its product is annotated as cytochrome c oxidase subunit 6B1-like. The record is from RefSeq and is a predicted model, not a curated record. NCBI's taxonomy places the organism in Eukaryota, Metazoa, Mollusca, Gastropoda, Lepetellida, Haliotidae. The transcript has 4 exons. The coding region runs from base 69 to 323 and encodes 84 amino acids. Gene Ontology annotation, cellular component: respiratory chain complex IV; mitochondrion.